AUUUCCUGCAUCUAACAGGUUAAGGGGGGAGGAUGGACUAAAGGCGUCCCUUUCAUGCUGCGUGUCCCAGAAUGCCCUCCUUCUGGCUUUCUCUCAAAAUCUGAGUCUGGCUGCACUCCCAGAUCCUGCGAGCCCUUCUCCAUUUUGCAGUCCGUGCAGCUAAAAGCCCGGUCACCAUGUUAUCGGUCCUUGCACAGAGGUCGCCCCUUGUGGCCAAGUUGAGGGUUUUGGGAGCCGCCAGCGUACGAGCGGCUCACAGCCACGAGAGCGCAGAUGUCACACCGCAUUACACAAAGCCGAUAUAUUAUGACAGCCGCGUCUUACCUUUACCCGAGAUCCCGUUCCACGAGUCGCUGACCUCGCAGCAAGUGUCCCUUAAAGAGAAGGAGAAGGGGUCCUGGAAGCAGCUAAGCCAAGAGGAAAAGAUAUCACUAUAUCGGAUAAAAUUCAACCACACGUACGCAGAGAUGAAAAAGCCUACCAAUGAAUGGAAGACCGUAAUCGGGGGCAUGUUGUUUUUCUUUGGCGUAACUGGUCUUAUCGUCUGGUGGCAAAAAGUUCAUGUGUUCCCGACCCUCCCGCACACCCUCCAGGAGGACUGGAAAUCCAUGCAGCUCCAAAGGAUGUUGGACAUGCAAGUGGGACGUAUAGAAGGUAUUUCCUCCAAAUGGGACUAUGAGAAAAAUCAGUGGAAGAAGUGAGAAGGG
Nanorana parkeri is the source of this 707-nucleotide messenger RNA. RefSeq names its product cytochrome c oxidase subunit 4 isoform 1, mitochondrial. Gene Ontology annotation, biological process: mitochondrial electron transport, cytochrome c to oxygen. The record is from RefSeq and is a predicted model, not a curated record. The coding region runs from base 177 to 701 and encodes 174 amino acids. Lineage: Eukaryota; Metazoa; Chordata; Amphibia; Anura; Dicroglossidae. The transcript has 5 exons.